AUGGCAUUCCCUAUGCCUCUCAUUGUGUGCGGCAAGGUGCCGCAAGUCGCAAUUGGUGUGAGAGAGGGCCUCAAACCAGCGUAUGAUGCGAUCCACAUCAUGAUGUCUGUGGAGAGUGGAAUAAACGAGAUACCCUCUCUUUUACAGGGAUAUCGUCCCUCAGCCAACGAUUCAGAGAAUCUCGGAUCCCAGCGAUACGGUCAGAAACCUGUAGCCAUCGUUACAGGAGGCGGAUACAGCGACGACGACUUUGCCAAAAUGCGAAAAGCCUGUGAGGGGCUAAGUAGCGUGCCAUGGCUGCGCCAUGAUUUGAGCAACAGCUUUGAUCCCAGCAACGCUAGGCCAAAACUUGGUCUUGAAUAUGGCAAGCAGAUCGCUGAGCGAGUGAAAAAUUGCUUGAAGGAAUUGGCUGAGAGCGGAAAGAUGAAUAAUGACGGAGUGUACUACUAUUAG
Talaromyces proteolyticus is the source of this 453-nucleotide messenger RNA. RefSeq lists its product as uncharacterized. The coding region runs from base 1 to 453 and encodes 150 amino acids. The transcript is spliced from 2 exons. The record is from RefSeq and is a predicted model, not a curated record. NCBI's taxonomy places the organism in Eukaryota, Fungi, Ascomycota, Eurotiomycetes, Eurotiales, Trichocomaceae.